Messenger RNA from Emiliania huxleyi CCMP1516, 710 nucleotides. RefSeq lists its product as hypothetical. Gene Ontology annotation, cellular component: mitochondrial envelope. The transcript is spliced from 3 exons. Gene Ontology annotation, biological process: mitochondrial electron transport, cytochrome c to oxygen. The record is from RefSeq and is a predicted model, not a curated record. The coding region runs from base 12 to 377 and encodes 121 amino acids. NCBI's taxonomy places the organism in Eukaryota, Haptophyta, Isochrysidales, Noelaerhabdaceae.
GAAGAGUCGGCAUGCUGCGAGCCUCGGUCCACAGAGGCUCCUCCAGGCUGACUGCGGCCGCAUUGGCGCGGCCAGCGCCGGCCGUGGGCGGCGUGCGGCGCCUGACAGACCGGAUCCCGGAGAACGAGGAGCAGUCGACUGGCAUGGAGAAGAAGGAGGAAAUGCAGACGCCAGACAUCUUCUGGAGCCGCGAGCCGAUCACGGGGCACAAGGGGACAAAGGACAACCCAGCCAUCGUCCCCUCGUACAACGAGUCGCGUGUGGUGGGUCUCGAGACGCAUUCGGGCGUCAUUUGGUUCCGGUUGGUCAAGGGGCCGCUGCACCUUGUGUGCGGGCAGUACUUCAAGCUCAACCAGAUUGAGGGCGGCGACCACUGAGUGGGCGGCACUGGCGGACGCAGCGGGGCUCAGUGCCGGCGGGGGUGUGAGCGAGGGCUCCGCCACCGAGGCAUUCCACAUGUGCUUGCCUCCUUCCACACCAUCAACCCUUCGGUCCGUUCUUCUUUCCUGCGCUGCCAUGCCGCUCCUCGCCGCCAAUCGUACCUAGAGUCUUCACCAUAGCACCAUCCCCCGCCCCUCCCUUGUCUUGUGUGUCUGAAUCAUCCUCUCUCUCUCCCUCUCUCUUUCUCUGCAGGGCGCCCCCGCGUAUGCGUCGGAAGGCAUGACAUCCCCGUGUCUCUCUUCGCUUUACGCUGCACGCGGUGUGUCUCA